Rosa rugosa (rugosa rose) is the source of this 638-nucleotide messenger RNA. RefSeq names its product putative phytosulfokines 6. The transcript is spliced from 3 exons. The record is from RefSeq and is a predicted model, not a curated record. Lineage: Eukaryota; Viridiplantae; Streptophyta; Magnoliopsida; Rosales; Rosaceae. Gene Ontology annotation, cellular component: extracellular region. Gene Ontology annotation, molecular function: growth factor activity. Bases 144 to 425 code for a protein of 93 amino acids. Gene Ontology annotation, biological process: cell population proliferation.
UUCUGCUUUCUUUGCAUGUAUUUAUGUCCUAGCUUCCUCUCCUUCCACCACAACCCCCAACUUCCAACUUAUAAUAACUCUUUAAACUCAUCUCAUCUCUCUGACCCUCUCUCUCUCUCUGUUCUCUUAUCCGAGUUGAAAAAAUGAGGCAAAUCUUUCAAACAACAGCUAUUGUUCUGUGCAUUUUGUUCAUCAUUUCUUCCUCAACAAUAUCAGCCAGGGUUUUACAGAACAAAGAAGGACAAGAGGAGGCAAAGCUCAAGGAAACCAGUGAUGGGAAUUCACUUACGGAGUUGGAAGGCACUGACUUCAUGAAUCUAAUGGGGCUGGAAGCCUGUGUUGAUGGAGAUGAAGACUGUUUAAAGAGAAGGGUAAUUGCAGAAGCUCACUUGGACUACAUCUACACCCAGCACCAUAAGCCUUGAUGCUGAAGCUAGCUAGCUUCAUAUUAUUCAACAUAAUCUGCUCUCUUUUGGAAUUCUUAACCAGCUAGCUUUUAAUCUUGGAGAUCGAGUUAAUUAAUUAUAAGAUUGUAGACUUUUUCUUUUGCGAAAAUGGAACUGUUACAAUCUAAGUGCAGAUAUGAAUAACUGUACCUAUUCUCUGUUGUGAUAAUUUAGUAAAGCCUUGGUCUAUAA